Molecule: messenger RNA, 915 nt
Organism: Malania oleifera
Lineage: Eukaryota; Viridiplantae; Streptophyta; Magnoliopsida; Santalales; Ximeniaceae
Exons: 1
Coding region: 1-915 (304 amino acids)
Source: RefSeq, a predicted model, not a curated record
AUGUCUAAGUUUUGCAAGUUCCACAAGGAUCACGGGCAUGACACAGUGGAGUGCAUUCAGCUGAGAAAUGAAAUUGAAGCCCUAAUAAAAAGGGGAUACCUAUCAAGGUUUAUCAAAAAAGAAGAUCCACCGAGGGAACCUCGUGAUCAAAAGAGACCCAACGCAAACGGCAAGGAAGAACAAGUCAUAGGGGAAAUUGCAAUGAUCUUCGGAGGAUCUGCUAGUGGAGGAAACAGCGGAAACGCUCGCAAAAGGUACACGAAACAGGUGCUCUCGGUGGAAAAAGGGGAACCAAAUAGCAAAAGAAACAGACAAGGUGAAGAUAUCAUCUUCGACAGCCGAGAUGAAGAAGGGGUACAACAACCGCAUGAUGACGCAUUGGUACUCUCCUUGUUGGUGGCGAACUACAAAGUCAGGUGCGUAUUAAUAGAUAAUGGGAGCUCGGAAAACAUUAUGUUUUGGUCAGUACUAGAAAGGAUGAAAAUUGGAAACGAAAGACUCAAACCAAUCACAACCCCCCUGGUUGGGUUUGGUGGAGAUGUGGUUCAUCCCAUAGGGACAAUCACGCUACCUGUGACCAUGGGGACAACCCCACAGCUAGUUACUUCAUUGACAGAGUUCUUGGUGGUUGAUCGGCCUUCGGUAUACAAUAUCAUAUUGGGCCACCCUUUUCUUAAUGCAGUUCGAGCCGUAACAUCAACGUACCACCUCAUGAUAAAAUUCCCUACACCACACAGGACAGGGGAGGUCAGUGGAGAUCAAGCAGCAGCUCGGAACUGCUACGUUGUGGCCCUAAAAGGAAAAAUGGAGGUAAGAGAAACCCUAACUGUGGAAGUUCUAGAGGUAAGGGGAGAAUAUCCUCAAAUCAGCACAGUAGAUGAAGAUAUUUCCCGCGUACCCUUACUUGACCACUAG